Messenger RNA from Scutellospora calospora, 225 nucleotides. The record is from the annotation of a GenBank genome assembly. NCBI's taxonomy places the organism in Eukaryota, Fungi, Glomeromycota, Glomeromycetes, Diversisporales, Gigasporaceae.
AUGAUAUCAAAUUUAAAUUCAUCAAAUUCCAUAAUUACAAAUAAUAAUAACUUUUCAGAAACUGAAACAUGUAAUUUUACUAUUCCAAUGAGUGAUCUUUCAGAAACUGAAGAAGCAUAUGAACAGAGAUACAAUGAAAGAGAUUUUGGAAAAUGGAAUAUCUCUUCUAGCAAAAUGGCAGUAAAUGAAUUACUUUCUGAAAUUCAUAUAAGUGUAAAACUUUAA